Molecule: messenger RNA, 1460 nt
Organism: Cylicocyclus nassatus
Lineage: Eukaryota; Metazoa; Nematoda; Chromadorea; Rhabditida; Strongylidae
Source: the annotation of a GenBank genome assembly
AUGCAUGCUCUAAAGCGGAACGAUGCGAUUCAGAUUUGCAAAAAUAAGGAACAACCCAAAAAAGUAGCGAAAACCACGAAACCAGCUCAAGGAUGUCAAUGUGCCAAAAGUAAAAAGCAAUGCAUAAAGAAGGAAUGCCCAUGUCGGACAGUCUACGAAUUUUGUUCAGUUAGUUGCAAAUGCUCCGGAGAUUGUACAAAUGGUGGAUCGAAGUUUACAGUGCCGAAACAUGUCCAAAACUGCUUUUUAGAUCAUAAACACGAGAGUAGUGGUCUAAUUGUCACUUUAUUAGGAGAAGAUUACCUCUAUCGAGGAGACUUUUAUCACGAGUCCAAAGGCGAACCUCAUGUUGAAGAGCAGCUUGUGGCCAACAUCUACGAUUUGAUCUCCAAAUACAAUGUGAAUUUGCAUGAAAUAGCGAUUUUCGUGUCGAAAUCGCCAUGUUUUCAUCAAGAUUGUGAUCCAAAAUGUGAAGUGGUGGACGAGUGCAAAAGUAAUAAGGCAUGCGCCAAAUUAUUGGGACUUUUAUUGAGUAAGGUCAGAAAAGAACUAAAGAAAGUUGAUGUGAAAAUGACGGUAAAAUUUCUUUACCCACAUUUGAAUCGUGGUGAUCUCUACACGAAACAAGGCAUCCUGUGCAUGCUGCAAGCUGGAAUAAAGGUUGAACCAUUGUUAAUGAAAGAUUGGUGUGCAAUUAUGGAUUGGUCACCAAAUGUGGACCACAAAGGCGACUAUUUGCAGUUAUGGAACAAUCAUCAUUUGGAUAAGGCUGUUGCUCAAUCUCAAUUAUUCAUUAACGAAUGUCGUCGAGCCCUGGGACUUUCGAUGAAAUUCUGGGUUGCUGAAAUUCAUGAGAUCGUCAAGAACACAAUAAUGCAUUUUUCUGAACUCCGAGUAAAAUGUGUUGACCUCAACGAUGCACUAAAACAGCUGGACCUCACUGCUACACCUCACAAAAUCAAAUCCACACCUUCAAAGCGACGAUCGUUCAUUGACCUCUUGGAGCUCAGGGAUAAACUGAUGCGAGGAUCCACUGAACACAGCAAAAAGAACGGAUCUCAUGUGUCAGUUGCAAGUGAGGACGCCCAAGCCCAAGCUAUGGUUGCUUCAUUCUGUGGACGAAGCUUCGACGAUGGUGAAACGGACGAAAUUGCUCAGCGAAUCAGGCGAGCAACAGCCAAUAUUAACGUGGAGAUUGAGACGCUCAUGGAAUUCCUCACACACAAAGGAGCCAUCUCAUAAAUGACUAGCAUUCUACUUUAUUCUUCUCUCGUAUGACUCCUCUACGCCGUACCUGCCUCAAUCACCUCGUUGGAAAAUGAUUCAAAGUCAUAUAUUCCUUCAUCAUCCAUUAUUUAUAGUACUCAAACUCGCUAGUCACGGUUGUAUUAUACCGAUACCGUAAUCCUGUUGUAAUUUUGAAAUCUCUAGACAAAGAUCUCGUCUUGCAGUGUCGACUC